GCACAUUCUAUGUCGCCAAAGCUGCGAACUGUGGAAACUUACUUUCUCUUUCUACUGCACAAGAACUCGGACUUAUUAGUUUGCAUCUAGACAAACUGACAUCAAAGGAUGCCGCACUAGAAAACAUUCUUCAAAAGCAUUCUAAAGUUUUUUCCGAUCUUGGAAAACUGAAGGGAGAAAAAAUCAAACUAGAUAUAGACAAAACUAAAAUUCCGAAAGCACAACCCCAAAGGCGCAAACCCUAUCACAUUCGAGAAAAAGUGAAAAACGCGAUAACUGAAUUAGAAAAUCAAGAUGUCAUUGAAAAAGUGCCCGAAAAUGAAGCUACUCCUUGGGUUUCACCCAUUGUAGCUGUUCCCAAAAAAGAUGGACAGGUUCGCAUAUGUGUCGACAUGCGGCUCGCAAAUGAAGCUAUAAGACGAGUACGCCAUCCUAUACCAACAGUAAAUGAUGUUAAUUUUGCCCUGAAUGGAGCAAAAUUUUUCUCGAAACUUGAUUUGAGCCAAGCGUAUCAUCAGUUAGAACUGAAUGAACGGUCUCGAUAUAUAACAACCUUUAGCACUCAAGUAGGUUUGUAUCGCUACAAAAGACUAAACUAUGGUACAAACGCUGCAGCGGAGAUAUUUCAGUACACACUUCAAACUGCACUGCAAGGGCUUAAAAGGCGUCAAGAACAUAGCUGA
Messenger RNA from Paramuricea clavata, 683 nucleotides. Lineage: Eukaryota; Metazoa; Cnidaria; Anthozoa; Malacalcyonacea; Plexauridae. The record is from the annotation of a GenBank genome assembly.